GGCAUGGCGGACAGGAGGCAGCGGGCCCGUGUGCAGGGCGGCUGGGCCGGCCCCGCGGCGUGCAAGGCCCGGAGCACGGCAUCCAAGGCACCUGUUGCCAGCAACCUUGUCCCUGCAGACACCAGACCAGCAUGGGUGAGGAAAGAUCAGCCUCACACUCAGAAGCAGUUUGUAUUUGAAAAGCCAUCAGAGGUAGAGUGCAGAGUUCCUGAAGCAGGUGUUAUAGACAAGCCUGGUGUGUAUGAGCUCAGCAAAGUACCAACUGGCAUUUCUAGGAUUCAUUUGAUUCCUGGCUUUAUUGACUCAGACCAAGCAGAUUGGAUGUUUGAACAGCUCCUCCAAGACAUACCCUGGGGUCAGCGAACUCACAUCAGACAGGAUGUAUCUUUUGAAGAACCAAGGCUUACCUCCUGGUAUGGGGAGCUUCCUUACAGGUACUCCAGGAUAACAAUGCAGCCAAACCCAAAUUGGCAUCCUCUGCUGACCAUGCUAAAGGAGCGCAUUGAAGAGUUCACUGGCUACACCUUCAACUCUCUUCUCUGCAACCUCUACAGAAAUGAGAAGGACAGUGUAGACUGGCACAGUGAUGAUGAGCCAUCACUAGGAAAAAAUCCUGUCAUUGCCUCCCUCAGCUUUGGUGCUACCCGGACCUUUGAGAUGAGGAAGAAACCCUCCCCUGAAGAGAAUGGAGACUAUACUUAUGUAGAAAGACUAAAAAUCCCACUUGAUCAUGGGACUCUGCUGAUGAUGGAAGGAGCUACCCAGGAGGAUUGGCAGCAUCGGGUGCCUAAGGAAUAUCAUUCUAGAGAUGCAAGGAUCAACUUGACCUUUAGGAUCAUUUAUCCAGAACCUCAUGGAGUUUGGAAGUGAAGAGACACUUUGGGCAUGGUUGGAUAUAAACCUAUAGCAGAGCCAGGACAUCAGAUUGCUACAGACUUAAAGGAAGCCUUACAGGAACAGAGUUCUUCCAUAUAUCUGAUGGGCAGAAGAAACGGGAUUGUGAAGAUGUGUGACAAUCAAAAGCUGCCUGUGUUAUGUGGACAGUGUUGUUUUGUUUUCAGAAGUGAUAGGAUAUUAAAUCACAGGCUUGAAGUUCAUUCGCAGUGAUCAUUCUUAAAAGAACACAAAGCUCAUAAAAGAUCUGAGAGGUACCAACUGGAGCAGAAAGGUUCAGUGGGCAAUUUUGCACUUUCUCUUGUCUUCCCUUUACCCCAGUUGGUAAUCUAUGUUCUAAGCAACAACAAGACAGGAUUCUUUUAUGUAAAGCCAGCUGUAUGUACUGUGUGUACAGAACUAAGAAAGCUGUAUUACACAUUUCACCAAGGGGUAGGGUGUUGCUUUGUAUUUGUAGGUUACAAAGUUCUUUCCAGUGAAGCAAUCCAUUUCAUUAUUUAUAUGACUACUUGAACUAUAGUAAUGUCUAGUGGAACAGAGGCUCAAGGCUCCCUUCUGCUGUGCACUCUGUGGUCAAGCUUUACUGUAAACUGUUUGUCCAUGUAGACAAAACAAAGGCAAACAAUGGAGGCACCUUAGCCAUGAGCCUUAUCAGCAGGUUAAAGCUGCCCAUAGCUUGAGCAUUAACAGUCCUCCUCCAUCCCUGCUGGCUUAAAACUGCUACCUCUGUGCCACAGACAGGAAAAGAGACACAAAGAGAUUGAAAACAUCACUUGCAGAGUUUGCUCAUCAAUUCUUAGCUUCUUUUCUGGUUUUAUUUAUAGCACAGCUAAGUUGUAGCUUCCGGUGAUUUCAGGUGGGACAGGAAAGUCAGCGUCUCUAAAAAUUAGUCUUGUGCUGCCAGAUUUGAUACCCAGAAGAACUGGUCCAAAGAUUUGGGCCCAGAUUAUUGUCAUCACCAUGUAAGUCAGUUGCAAAGCUACAGUGAGUAUAGUAGCAUCAGGUGCAGCACUCACUCUGGUGCUGCUGCUCUUAGGUUAAUGCAUAUUGCAUUAAAGAAGAUUACUUGGAGUGUUAUCUCUCAAUCCUCUGCUGUUACAGAGAAGCAGUCAGCAGCUCAGACCUGAUUCUAGGCUGAUUUGCUGGAUUUAGUUGGCCUGCUCUAGAAAAGUCUCACCAGUGAGCUGAUGACUCCUCUACAGAUGAUAAGUCUGUUAUGUUGCCUACAUGGUGAAACUGCAGUUAAGUGGUAUCCACUGUACUGGAUCAAAAUGUAGGUUUGGUAUGUCUUCAUUUUCUGCCUGAGGCAGGAUCUAAGCAUGAGUCAAUACUCUUAUGCCUUGUUGUUAAAGCUUUGUCCCUCAUCAGUGCAAGAAUAAGUUGGUGUGUAGAAAAUGUCUGUAUUUUCUUAACCAGCAUUUGCUAUAGUUUAAAACUGUCGUUUGCUGAGAGCAGGCAAGUUAUCAAUACUUAGUUAUGCCUUUGUUUUAAUGUUAUUGAUGACCUAAAGGACAGGGUGAUGAGCCAUUUCAAUCCCUGUGCUCUGAAAUGGGGCAGAAUCAUUUUCUUUGUGUAUCAAGACUCCAGAAGCAGCUUCUCUACCUAAAGCAUUAUGCACCUUUUGAAACAGUUUAUUCUAAAAUGAAUGAAUGAUAUUGGAAGGCUUACUUUGUUAUCUGGGAAUGGUUUCACUUUCAUCCCAGUUUGUAUAGAAAUAUGGUUUUGGACUAUAGGUAAUGUUAAUACACUGCUUUUUAAGCUAAGAUGUGGGCUCUGUGGUGUAUCUCCUGAGAACUGGCAUUGAAGGAGGCAGAUGCUUCUUCCACGUUUACUUUCUUUGGGUAGCUGGAGUUUUGUGUGCAUCCAUGCACGUGUGCCCAGGUUUGGCAGUCCUGACAGUGUCCUUGUCCAUAACCAAGGGACAGUACUAAUUCCAGGUAUUCUGACAAGGCAACACUUUACCCUUUAUGGGUUCAUCCAAGCUACAUUUAUUUACACUGUGUUAAGAGCAGUCAUGCUGCAAGAAUGAGUAGGAGAUGGGGACUAGAUGGAAACUUUAAACCCCCAAACCUCAACUGCAACUCGAUUGAAUUCAUUGAAGCUAUGGCACUUAAUGGAGUAGUAGGGCCCUGGAGGCUGAUAGUGUUGCAGAAGAGCAGUGUUUCAUGUAACUUUCUCAGUUUCAAUGUAGAAUGUUAGCAAAUUGUGGUUUAGUUGCUUUACUUCCUGUGAUGUGGGAGAAGACCAAGGUUUCCUCCCCAGUAAUAAAGCAAUUUGUAAGAGAAA
Melopsittacus undulatus (budgerigar) is the source of this 3180-nucleotide messenger RNA. RefSeq names its product alkB homolog 3, alpha-ketoglutarate dependent dioxygenase (gene ALKBH3). The transcript is spliced from 9 exons. The record is from RefSeq and is a predicted model, not a curated record. Bases 4 to 870 code for a protein of 288 amino acids. Gene Ontology annotation, molecular function: dioxygenase activity. Gene Ontology annotation, cellular component: nucleus. Gene Ontology annotation, biological process: DNA alkylation repair; DNA repair. NCBI's taxonomy places the organism in Eukaryota, Metazoa, Chordata, Aves, Psittaciformes, Psittaculidae.